UACGCAGCGUUUUCAAUGGCAAACUGAGGAUUCGCAACAACGAAGAUGAACUAUUUCCUUUAAAACAAAGACUUUUCUUUGUCAAGUAUUGCUAGAAUGAUAAGUACGAGCACAAGAAAGCCUCUACAAGUCUCGAAGAGCCGUCCGAUACAAACCGGGGAGACGAUUUAUCAACUAGAUCCGCGAAACAGUACACACACAAACGACGAACUAUCGAGCCAACAUGUUUUGCCACCGCUGAAGACCGCAACAAAAACGCUGAAACAACAAUCACACGAAUCCAAUAAUACGCUCCCACAUUUGGGAGGCGUACAAGUACAACAGCUAUUCGAAGAGGAAACAAAUCAUCGUGGUAAAGUGGAAGCAAACACGAACAAUUUGCCGUCAGUCCGGGCAACUUCGAACUCACACACUUCAACGCCGGCUGAUGAUAACAAUAAUAAUAACGACAGGAAAUCGAGUGCGGAGUCGUCGACCGGGAAAUCAAGGACUUUACCAAUGACUCCCGAGAAGGCUAUGAAAGUCUUUAUGACUAAACUGACACCGUUUGAGCAUCAUGAGAUCUUUAACUAUCCUCAUGUUUAUUUUACUGGACCAAACGCAAAGAAAAGGCAAGGUGUUAUAGGUGGGGCUAACAAUAAUGGAUACGAUGAUGAGCAAGGGUCUUAUAUUCACGUUCCUCACGAUCAUAUUGCUUAUCGCUACGAAGUUUUGAAAAUUAUCGGUAAGGGCAGUUUUGGACAAGUCGUAAAGGUCUACGAUCACAAAACACAGAGCUACGUCGCCCUGAAAAUGGUACGGAACGAAAAGCGAUUUCAUCGUCAGGCGGCAGAAGAAAUCAGAAUUCUGGAACAUUUAAAGAAACAGGAUAAAGAAAAUAACUAUAAUAUCAUACAUAUGCUGGAGAGUUUUCAAUUUCGAAACCACAUUUGUAUCACUUUUGAACUGUUGAGUAUGAAUUUGUACGAGUUGGUUAAAAAGAACAAAUUUCAGGGGUUCAGUUUACAGCUCGUGCGAAAGUUCGCCCAUUCAAUCCUACAAUGCUUGGACGCGUUGCAUAAGAACAGAAUUAUUCAUUGCGACAUGAAGCCAGAGAAUAUACUCUUGAAACAACAAGGACGAAGUGGAAUAAAGGUGAUAGACUUUGGAUCCAGUUGCUACGAACACCAGAGGAUAUAUACAUAUAUUCAAAGUCGAUUUUAUCGUGCACCUGAAGUAAUACUAGGUGCCAAGUAUGGGAUGCAGAUUGAUAUGUGGAGUUUUGGUUGUAUUCUAGCCGAACUUCUAACUGGAUAUCCAAUCUUUCCCGGGGAAGAUGAAGGCGAUCAACUUGCGUGUGUAAUCGAACUUUUAGGAAUGCCUCCUGCUCAAUUUAUCGAGCCACACAACUCGAAACGCGCAAAGAAUUUCUUCAGUUCAAGGGGACAUCCUCGGUAUUGUAGUGUCUCAACUUUGCCUGAUGGCGAAACAGUUUUGACAGGGGGAAGAUCAAGACAUGGUAAAACCAGAGGGCCUCCUAACUCUAAGAGUUGGGUAACGGCUUUGAAGGGUUGCGAUGACCCUUUAUUUAUCGAUUUCUUGAAGAAAUGCUUGGAGUGGGAGCCGUCACAAAGAAUGACACCAGCUCAGGCGCUUCGACAUUCAUGGCUCAGACGUCGCCUGCCCAGAGCUCCUGAUAACACAACUAGUCAUAAAGCUAACCCGCCUGCGUCUGCCGACAAGAAGCAUCAGAGACUACCUUCCAGCUCUACUACUACCUCCAACAGUUCCUACUUCAGCCAAGGCGAAAACCAGGAAACCCAACGAGAAUUUGUCCGACACAAAUCGAACUGUACUACCCAAAAUUGUCGGCAGGUGAUCGAUUAUCAUACAUAAACACAGGACAAAACUACAGGUUUUAGUUAAGACUUCAAAGCCUGUCUGCUUUUUUGUUAGCAACAAAACCAAACAGUAUACCGAUUUCGAUAGAAAUUAUUUUAAAAAUGAUGAACUUAGACUCAUGUGUGGAGAUUUUACAAUGCUUUUUAGGUAUAAGACUUUUAAAGUAUAAAGAUUUUAUCGUGCUUUGUCACGCCGGCAAUGUCACUGUAUGUACAUAAUAAUUUUUAUGGAAAUUUUUUAUUUUUUUAUCCAACUGUAUAUAUAGACGAGAUUCUAAUAUAUAUCUUUUAGUGUAUAUAUGGACGACGUGAAUAAAUUCUUCUCA
Dendronephthya gigantea is the source of this 2206-nucleotide messenger RNA. Its product is annotated as dual specificity tyrosine-phosphorylation-regulated kinase 2-like. Gene Ontology annotation, biological process: peptidyl-serine phosphorylation; peptidyl-threonine phosphorylation. Gene Ontology annotation, cellular component: nucleus. Gene Ontology annotation, molecular function: protein serine/threonine/tyrosine kinase activity; protein serine/threonine kinase activity; ATP binding. Lineage: Eukaryota; Metazoa; Cnidaria; Anthozoa; Malacalcyonacea; Nephtheidae. The record is from RefSeq and is a predicted model, not a curated record.